AUGUCGCCUUUUUCAGGCAUCCGACUCGUGGGUGGAAGUUUGUCCAGUGAGGGCAGGGUUGAAGUGUACCAUAACGGGCAGUGGGGGACGGUCUGUGACGACGAGUUUGACAUGAACGACGCCAACGUGGUCUGCCGUCAGCUGGGAUACGUAAACGCUGCCGAGAUGUCAUGGGCCUUCGGGGCGGGGUCAGGUCAGAUCUGGCUGGACAACGUGGCCUGCGGAGGUUCCGAGACGAGCAUCGAACACUGCAGCCACAACGGAUGGGGCUCACAUAACUGUCAGCACAGUGAGGAUAUUGGUGUGGUCUGCUCGAACGGCAUCCGACUCGUGGGUGGAAGUUCGUCCAUGGAGGGCAGGGUUGAAGUGUACCAUAACGGACAGUGGGGGACCGUCUGUGACGACGGUUUUGACAUGAACGACGCCAACGUGGUCUGCCGUCAGCUGGGAUACGGAGGCGCUGCCGAGGCCCGAUCUCAUGCAGCCUUCGGGGCGGGGUCAGGUCAGAUCUGGCUGGACGACGUGGCCUGUGGGGGUUCCGAGACGAGCAUCGGAGACUGUGGCCACAACGGAUGGGGCUCACAUAACUGUGGGCACAAUGAGGACGCUGGUGUGGUCUGCUCGGACAUGUCGGACGGCAUCCGCCUCGUGGGUGGAAGUUCGUCCAUGGAGGGCAGGGUUGAAGUGUACCAUAACGGACAGUGGGGGACCGUCUGUGACGAUCUUUUUGACAUGACCGACGCCCACGUGGUCUGCCGUCAGCUGGGAUACGCAGGCGCUGUCGCGGCCCGAUCUCAAGCAGCCUUCGGGGAGGGGUCAGGUCAGAUCUGGCUGGACGACGUGUCCUGCGGGGGUUUCGAGACGAGCAUCGGAGACUGCAGCCACAACGGAUGGGGCUCACAUAACUGUGGGCACAGUGAGGACGCUGGUGUGGUCUGCUCGGACGUGACCCCUGUGGGGUCCGACAGGUCAAAGUGUGCCCGAUGGGGCAGUUGUAAGGUCCCUGCCGCAUGCCCUGCUAACGACGGUUUUGUUUUCCAUGUAGCCACGGAUGGUGGGUGGACUACCUGGAGCCCAUGGUCCGCCUGCAGCGUGACGUGUGGAGUCGGUACGCAGACUCGGGACCGGAGCUGCACCAAUCCUGCACCAGCUCACGGCGGGGCGGACUGUGAUGGACUAACUCAGGAGACACAAGCAUGUAACACGAUGGUUUCCUGUCCAGUUGAUGGCGGCUGGUCUGACUGGAGCCCAUGGUCCGUCUGCAGCGUGACGUGUGGAGUCGGUACGCAGACUCGGGACCGAAGCUGCACCAAUCCGGCACCAGCUCACGGCGGGGCGGAGUGUGAUGGAGAUGCUGAGGAGACACAAGAGUGCAACUCGGGAGUUUCCUGUCCAGUUGAUGGCGGCUGGUCUGACUGGAGCCCAUGGUCCGCCUGCAGCGUGACGUGUGGAAUCGGUACGCAGACUCGGGACCGAAGCUGCACCAAUCCGGCACCAGAGCACGGCGGGGCGGAGUGUGAUGGAGAUGUUGAGGAGACACAAGAGUGCGACUCGGGAGUUUCCUGUCAAGUUGAUGGCGGCUGGUCUGACUGGAGCCCAUGGUCUGACUGCAGCGUGACGUGUGGAAUCGGUACGCAGACUCGGGACCGAACCUGCACCAAUCCGGCACCAGCUCACGGCGGGGUGGAAAAGGCGGACCACUACAACUACAGGUGCGUGGUACGAGGACCCUCUGAACCCUGCAAUGGUCUGCCUAGGCUGUGCUGUGAGUAUCAUCGCCUUGGUGAUGCUUGGCUACUGGGGUCACAGACACAAACGCCAAAAACAGCAAGUGGCCCAAGCUCCACAUGA
Messenger RNA from Branchiostoma floridae (Florida lancelet), 1851 nucleotides. RefSeq names its product deleted in malignant brain tumors 1 protein-like. Gene Ontology annotation, cellular component: membrane. NCBI's taxonomy places the organism in Eukaryota, Metazoa, Chordata, Leptocardii, Amphioxiformes, Branchiostomatidae. The transcript has 8 exons. The coding region runs from base 1 to 1851 and encodes 616 amino acids. The record is from RefSeq and is a predicted model, not a curated record.